AUGGCUACUGGGCACGCACCAGGCAACCCCGUUCCAGCUAUAAGAACAUACCCGCCGGUGGAGCAUCCAGUGGUGAGAAUAGUUGAGCUCGCCGUCAACAGUGAUUUUAAGGGGUCUGACAUUAAUGGCACCCUCAUCUUCCAGGUCAAGAGUAAACUAUUAAGCCUACAUCGUCGUUUGCUGAAAGAUGCAGCCGGAAACACCCUUGUCAAUCUCAGGCAGAAGAUAAUGGCCAUGCGUCGGAGGUGGGAGGCUUUUAGAGGAGAAAGCAAGGAGAAGAGUGAUUUGAUUAUCACAGCCAAGAAAUCAAAGCUGUUCCAAUUCAAGACUGAGUUAGACGUGUUCUUGGCUAACAACAAAGGAGACGUCCCUGAUUUCAAGGUCAAAGGAGGCUACAGAGAGAGUUCCUGCUCUGUACUUCUUGGAGAUUCCAAUACCAUGCUUGCACAGAUGCAUAGAAGACACACUAUCGCGACUACUAUUAUGGAGACAGAUAGUUUUGGAGUGACUGUGUAUCCUAAUGUUGAUUAUGCCUUCAUAGUAGCUCUUGUGGUGAUUCUCGACGAGAUCAAUGCGGAUCGCAGUGGCGAAGAUUAAAUACAACUCAUGGAGUGGUUCUUGAUUACAUCAAUUAAUGCGGAUCGCAGUGGCGAAGACUGUUUUAUUACGAGUGAAGCUCUCAAGUUUAAUUGCAAUUCAUGUUUUAUUGCUUUUCCUUAAUGUAAAAAUGUUUGCCUUGUGGGUGAAAUAAAGAUGUUUUCAGGCAUAAGGU
This is a messenger RNA of Populus euphratica (Euphrates poplar), 772 nucleotides long. RefSeq names its product protein LURP-one-related 15-like. Bases 1 to 597 code for a protein of 198 amino acids. The record is from RefSeq and is a predicted model, not a curated record. The transcript is spliced from 6 exons. Lineage: Eukaryota; Viridiplantae; Streptophyta; Magnoliopsida; Malpighiales; Salicaceae.